UCCUGUGUGCACCAAACCACCCUUGCAAGCAAACUAGCAAUAUCGAGGUUAUCUGCACUCAGUUGUGAGCGAAUGACCAAUCAAAGGUCAGUGAGUGAAGAAACGUCAUGACACACGGCAGCCAAUCAAAUCACUCCGUUUACAUCAAAUGAGGUCAAUGGGUCUCGAGUCUAUAGAGAACCGUGCCAACAAAGUCUCGAUGGCAAGGAAAAUCCCAAUCAUAACUAGAGCUUAUUUACGGAAUGUUAAAGCCACGCGAGACUUGGCUUCAAGUAGAUAGGGUGGAUUUACCUCAAGUAGGCCAUGUGGUAUCCCAAAGGCAAGGUCGAGAAAUAAACAGAAAUGCGCGCACUGUUUACGUAUGCCCACUUUCACGUUGAUCCAUGAAAAGAGAAAGAGACUUUUUCACCUAAGAUUACUGUUUUCAAAAUAAGAAUAAUCAGUAAAAUCAAGUUUGCUAACUUAAGUAAGAAACUCUGAAUCUUCAGUGAAUGUAUAAUUUCUUUUCUAUAUCGAUCCGAUCGACUAGUUUGUAAAUUCCACAUGGGAACAAACUGAGCACCUGAACUGGACUAAACACAGUUACCAUACGUCGGUUAGUCACGUGACGUAUGACAGACAGCCCCACCGUGCAUGACGUGUAGGACGUGUGUCUCGAAAGAAGUUAUAAUAACUGUUUUCAUAGACCACCCUCAUACACACCUCUCAAACUUGUGGAUGCUACAUGCCCUUCCUUCAAACGCAUUCUGCCAAAACUUCAAUUCUGUAACAAACAAAAUAUUCACUAUUCGUCGUAAAACAAAACAAGUUCAGACUGCAACUGUUUUUAGUUGGAUUUUGCCGUCUUUGAGGAAAUCUAGACCUCCUGCAGACACACAUCUUCGUGAGAUGUUGAUUGGAAAAGGCUUUGCCAUAAAACUCCACUAAAGCUGUCGAGCUGAGGUUGCCCGCGUCGACUUUCCCCCGGAAUUGCUCAAUCGUUACCCGGCCUGGCUUCAUACCGAUAAACGCUUCGCUUGAACCCACCAAAUGACAUGGCUCUCCGAGGGAAGAAGCGCGAGUACUUGUUUGUUGUUUUUUUGAUUUUGAUGACGAGUUCGUCAAAAGCUGAUAUUCCAACAGUCGUGACCCAUGUUGACGAUGAAAAGGGAACAUGUCACUAUGAACUCAAGAUUCCCGCUCAGUCAUGCAAACAGUGCAAGUGUCAACCCGACAGUUUGGGUCAUGUUGUUGAUGAACUAGAAAGACGUCUUUUUGCUGUUGAAAAGCAGAUCCAGCAAAUAACGAGUUUGGAGCCUCCCGAUUUAGAUAUAUCCGAAUAUUCGUCCACUACUCUCUCCUCUAUCAUCGAGAACGAUGACCCCUAUGCCUCACCCUUGUUCACCAAUGAGGGCGCUUCGGUCGAAGAGCUCUUGUCCUCGAGCUCAGACCAGGACGAUUUGGUGCCACUGCCGUCCAAUCCGGAGACGCGUUCAGCUGCCACUGACCAGGGGAAUGAUCUGGGAACGCCCGGACAAGCUGAGAUCAAGGAGGGUUUCCCCGCCAUAAACCCACCUGGAUUCAAGGGACAAAUAGAGGCAGUUCCCGGGGACGAGGAAACCUCAACAGUCAUAGAACUAACAGCAUUGGAGAAACCCUUGCCGUUGUAUCCUAACCAAGUCACCGACUCUCCACCUGCCAAGGAGGAAACCCGGAGCAGGGAUAUGGAGCAUUUCCCUGGCAAGCUUGAGGGAGAUAUCACCGGGACGACAGAAGCUGAUGAAGGUACUCCACCAGUGAAAGGGACGGAGAAGCCAAGAGGUGCGAAGCUGGGUAUACUGAGUGGGAGAUCUGCUGGCGACUUGGACUCAGCUUCAAAGGCUUCAAGACCAUCAUCAUCGGUCACCGAUGUGCCGUUGUUUGGCGCUGGCGAUGACAGUGACACUGUCGACCAGAAGAAGAAACCGCGUUGGAAGCUCCAUGACAGACCUUCAGCGGUUCACCGACCGCCGGACAGCCGGUCCGCGCCCCGCGAGCUGCUGGGGCGUGCAGGUGCCAACUGCAUGGACGGAUGUAGCUGCAUGAGGGUCUGGGGUUACUGGCAGGACGGUGUGUAUGAUAUCAGUAACCCCCCAGGGUCGGGGAAGAAGGGGGAAUCUGUGCCGGCUUACUGUGACAUGAGCACGGAUGGGGGCGCAUGGACCGUCAUCCAGAACAGACAGGACGGUUCAAGGAACUUCUAUCGUCAAUGGUCAAGCUACGCCAACGGUUUCGGCCAGCUCGAGUCUGACUUCUGGCUAGGAAACAACCUACUGCACGGGCUGACUGCACGACUCCCCUACCAACUGCGAAUCGAGUUCAGUGAUUGGGAUGAUGAGCGUGGAUACGCUGUGUACGAUCGCUUCAUGGUCGGCAGUGCAGACGACAAGUAUCGGCUGGUACUUGGCGAGUACAUCGCUGGUAACCGUGGGGACUCUCUCUCCUACCACAAUAACAGUCUCUUCAGUACUCAUGAUCAAGACAACGAUGCCUCUACCGAGGUGAACUGCGCCCAACUCCGCCAGGCGGGCUUCUGGUUCCUAGCCUGCAAUCAGGCCAACCCUAACGGACGCUACAUCUACAGAGAGGACGCUACCGGGCUACAAGGGGGUGUCAUCACCUGGGGUUCGUGGGAAGGGCAUGGAUUUACCUACGCCCUCAAGACCUUCCGUAUGAUGAUCAGGCCCGUACAUUACGAUAGGAUUCUCUACUAUUAGAAUAAAAAGAGGUUAACCACGGCACAUACGUUACUAAAAGUUUGAGCCGAAUCGGUACUACAGGGCUCUUUUGCCAAAACUCGGCUUCGUUCCAGUGCGGUGUGAGCACUGGUUACUUAGGAGUGCAUUGUGCGAGAAAGAACGUUGACAUCACAUCUGAUUCUGACCUCAUACUGCCAUAAUUUGACGCUAAACACGUACACUUGUUCAAUCUUUUUAUUGAAAGUGAAACAAAAGCAUGUAAAAUCAAAAUUGCAGGGGAGACAACGUGACAAAUAUUUUAAUCACAAUUUGUUUCAGAUUUACAGCUGGUGCUUAUCAGUGGUUCGUCCCGAAAAAAAUAAGACUUAUAACGGAUGAUUAACAACUUAUUUAUG
Messenger RNA from Patiria miniata (bat star), 3112 nucleotides. Its product is annotated as fibrinogen C domain-containing protein 1-like. The record is from RefSeq and is a predicted model, not a curated record. Bases 1035 to 2735 code for a protein of 566 amino acids. Lineage: Eukaryota; Metazoa; Echinodermata; Asteroidea; Valvatida; Asterinidae. The transcript has 7 exons.